Messenger RNA from Aspergillus alliaceus, 2796 nucleotides. Its product is annotated as transcription factor TFIIIC subunit TFC6. Gene Ontology annotation, biological process: transcription by RNA polymerase III. The record is from RefSeq and is a predicted model, not a curated record. Lineage: Eukaryota; Fungi; Ascomycota; Eurotiomycetes; Eurotiales; Aspergillaceae. Bases 300 to 2549 code for a protein of 749 amino acids. Gene Ontology annotation, cellular component: transcription factor TFIIIC complex. Gene Ontology annotation, molecular function: protein binding. The transcript has 2 exons.
AUUAUAAUACAGUACAGUACACUUCCACCACCCAAGACUCCCGCAAACUUCAACGGAGUAUGGACGGGAUGCUUCCUACUCCUUUCGGACGGACCGAAUGAUAUCCGCAAGAAGCUUAAGAACAUGCAUCCUACCGUGCUAGUAGUAAUACUCCAAGUCUAGUUGUAACUGCUACAAUCUCAACCGGCCGGAACACUUACUCCAAAUAUUUGACGUCUAGGCUAUUUGAUAUCGAUUAUUUAUUUUUAUCCUGUCGUCAAGCUAGGGACCCGGGGUGGCUUGGACUAAACUUGAGCACAAUGCCACGAGCCCGCAGAUCCACCCGCUCAACAGGCGGCAAGAUAGACAAGAUAAAGUAUACCAGCGACCCCUUCGAGAUAGCAGGGGUAAGCGACGAGUCCGACGCCAACCCCAGAGUCAAGGAAAGAAAAGAACAAGCCGGCAAUGAUGAUUCUUCCGACGAAGAAUUUGCCCAUGGCGACGAGCAAGAGGAAGAAGAAGACGACGACGACGAAGUCUCUGAAGAGGACGUAGCUCCUGAAAAUGACGAUGACGAUGAAAAUGAUGAGUACGGCUCCGACGGCGAGGGCGCCGGCCGCAGUGCGCGGAAAGCCGCUGUGUCUCGACCAAAAGCACGGCAAAGACCACAUGCGGAGGGCGCUGCUACGUCGUCGUCGUCAUCGAGAGACGAGAUGCACUCGCGUGGAGCGCAUAGCUCGCUAGAUCGCAUGGGGAAGAUGGUCCAUUUGCGGACCAUGUUUGGUACGGAUGAGAAGGAUUUAUUGUCCAUUAUUUAUGCGCGAGAGCGGUGGUCUGGGGGGGUAGACUCGGGGUUUCCAACUCGAGAUUCUUUGAAUGAGGCGCCGUAUGUGCCAGAUUGUGGCUAUGGGCCGACUUUUGGCGUUGCGCCGGAGGAUAUGAAGACAGAAAGGACCCGCGGGUGGGAUUGGUACUAUGAUGAUGACGUGGGAGGGAGGUUAAGGAAACGCCAGCAUCUGGAGGAGAUUACCGAAAAGGAGGCUUACGGGGUGUUCAUUCCACGAGCCAAGGAAAAGAAGCACACGGUGCUUAUUGGGCCGGUUGACGAUCAGAAGAUGUUCACGUUGGGACAUCAUGAGUCUUUCGAUUUUGGAGAAGCGUUUGGGGAGGCUAAAGUUCGAGAGAAGGUAAAACCUGGCAAUGCUGGCAAGCCCAAAGGUAAAGCUUCCAUGCAGGAAGACUCUGCCAGCCGAAAGCGAAAGAACCGUGAAGGAUGGAUUCUCAAUCUAGGACAGAAAGUUCAGUGUAUGGCAUGGGCUCCAAAUCAGUCCGGCCUCACCCAGUACUUGGCCGUGACUACACCAUUAUCAAAAGAAGAGAAAGAACAGUGUCCAGAUUUGUUUAAGGAACAGGGUGCCCCGGCGUUUAGGCCUUCCCCACCAUAUCCAUGUGCUCUGCAGCUCUGGACGUUCAAGGCCGAAAGAGAGGAAUCUUUGACAAAGCACAUUGACAUGAAUUCGAAACCACGAUUACGUAUGGCUCUAUGUACUAAAUGGGGCGAUCUAAGACGGAUGGCCUGGUGUCCAAUGCGCCGAGAAUCCCGGGAAGAAGACGAUGAAGACCCUCUGAGAUCCGUCGGGCUUCUGGCGGGUGUAUGGGGUGAUGGCUAUGUGAGAGUUCUUGAUAUCAAACUCAGCCGCGCCCCGAACAAGGUCGAAUACUACACAGUGCAGUCGCCGGUUUUUGAGGCUAGGCCGCCGUCGACUCUGUGUACAUGUUUAACAUGGCUAUCUCCGAGCGAUAUAGCUGUUGGUUGUGCGAACGGCUUCGUUGGUAUUUGGAGCAUUGUACCUUCGCAAACUUCUUCAUUCCAACCGCUCCCUUACUUCUACCAACCAAUCCAUUCAACAUAUGUCCUGAAUUUAGCUUCGGCUUAUCCGACAAAUGCUCAUUUGAUAACGACUACAUCUAUGGAUGGGGAGACGCGGCUAUGGUCAGUCCUAGAUCCUCAAAAGGAUCUGGUGGAAUCCAACCGCAUGCGAGUGGGAUCUCCCCACUUAUCGUACUCUCCUUUGUUACACUCGUUUGUCUCCAGCGAUGAAAACGACUUUGCCCGACUUCUGGCCUUGCGGCGAUUCUACACCACGACUGCGAUAGCUAGAUUCCCCAGCACAGUUUCUUCGCUAGCCCCCUGUAGCGCCUGGCAUCCCAGCGUUAUGUAUGGAUGCACCAGCGGUGCGGUCGUUGCGACGAAUCCUAUCAGGCGAUUGAUGCACGCUAAAGAAAAGCAAUGGCAGCAGACCUGGUUUACCCACGAGUGGGCGCGUGGAGACGACAUGGGCAGUUCUGGGAUCAGUCGGUUCCACGAUGGCUACCGCGCUGAGAGCAUCAGCCUACUCCGGAAUAUGAUGGGGGAUCGCAAAAUGGUCAACGGAGUUAUGAUGAUCACGAUCUAUGAUGAGCCAACGCACGUUACCUCGCUUUCCUGGAAUCCAAAUCAGGCAUGUGCCGGAUGGGCGAGUGCUGGUAUGGGAUGCGGACUAAUUCGAGUCGAGGAUUUGGCAACGUAGCAACCCUUCUACGUCCUCGAUGCCCUUUCUACUAUUCUUUCAGGAUAAUUGUUUGAGUGAACGAGAUUCAUUGACCACCAGUCGUAUUACGUAUAUCCUGCAUGGUUUAUAUCGUUCUUCGUAUCGUGCACACUUUGCCUGUCGGCUGGUCCGCCGGGAAAGUCAACCCCUACUCCCAGUGCUAUAUUUAGACCGAUAGCACUGUACAAAUAAAGUUGCAGGACUCAAUAGAUCCUGUGGACCCUAG